GUUUUGAUCGAAAGACGCCAUUAUUGCUUUAACAGCAGAAAAAUUGUACUUGCUGGUCAAAAACGAAAUUACUAAACUGCAGGAAAUAACAACAAGCAGGGAUAAUCUUUUGGCUUUCAUAAAACGUAAGAACUGAACGAUUCAGUAUUUUCGUGAUAUUUCAAUAUGAAAUGGGAGUAUAAGGAGGAACAUCCAUUUGAGAAGAGAAGAUCUGAAGGAGAAAAAAUUCGAAAAAAAUACCCAGACAGAGUUCCAGUCAUUGUAGAGAAAGCACCAAAAGCAAGGAUUGGUGAUUUGGAUAAAAAGAAAUAUUUGGUUCCAUCUGAUUUGACUGUUGGUCAGUUCUAUUUCCUCAUUCGAAAAAGGAUACAUUUGCGUGCUGAAGAUGCUCUUUUCUUUUUUGUAAAUAAUGUUAUACCUCCGACAUCUGCAACUAUGGGACAAUUGUACCAGGAACAUCAUGAGGAAGACUUCUUCUUAUACAUAGCGUACAGUGAUGAAAGUGUUUAUGGGUGUUAAAACUUUGUAAAUAUAAUAUGCAAGUAUUUGAAUAAUUAUUCAGCUGGCCAGUCUUAUAAUGGAUCUAAUUCUCUUGUAGUGAUAUUUAUUGUAAACAUAUAAAUAUCUGUGGCAAUAUUUAUGUUUUAGACUUUAAAUUUUAAUGGUUGUUGUAGUUAUUACAAGUUUUUAAAUAUUUCUCUUUUUAUGCACGCAAAUAAACGGACUGCACUAACUAUUUUCAGAUAUAUCUCUGUAGAUUCUAUCGUUUUAUGCACGCAAAUAAACGGACUACACUAACUAUUUUCAAAUAUAUCUCUGUAGAUUUUUGUUUAUAUACCAGAUUUUUAUAUCCUAAAAUAAAUUCCUAAAAUUA
Molecule: messenger RNA, 874 nt
Organism: Hydractinia symbiolongicarpus
Lineage: Eukaryota; Metazoa; Cnidaria; Hydrozoa; Anthoathecata; Hydractiniidae
Product: gamma-aminobutyric acid receptor-associated protein
Exons: 3
Coding region: 166-519 (117 amino acids)
Biological process (GO): autophagosome assembly; autophagy of mitochondrion; macroautophagy
Cellular component (GO): cytosol; autophagosome; autophagosome membrane
Molecular function (GO): ubiquitin protein ligase binding; GABA receptor binding
Source: RefSeq, a predicted model, not a curated record